This is a messenger RNA of Miniopterus natalensis, 993 nucleotides long. Lineage: Eukaryota; Metazoa; Chordata; Mammalia; Chiroptera; Miniopteridae. The record is from RefSeq and is a predicted model, not a curated record.
AUGGAGAGCUCUCUGGCGGAGCGUGCUAAGGGCGGGCCCUUCCACAUGGUCACACCCCUGCUGGAGAGCUGGGCGCUGUCCCAGGUGGCGGGCACGACUGUCCUCCUCAAAUGUGAGAAUGUGCAGCCGGCCGGCUCCUUCAAGGUCAGGGGCAUCGGGCACUUCUGCCAGGAGUUUGCCAACAGGGCCCGCCGCGCCCCCUUCUGCUCCCGCACAGGGGGCAACGCGGGCAUCGCGGCCGCCUACUGCGCUCGGAAGCUGGGCGUCCCGGCCACCAUCGUGCUCCCCGAGGGCGCCUCCCAGCGGGUGGUGCGGAGGCUGCAGGGGGAGGGCGCCGAGGUUCAGCUGAGUGGCAAGGUCUGGGAUGAGGCCAAUCUGAGGGCACAAGAGUUGGCCAAGAGGGACGGCUGGGUGAACGUGCCCCCGUUCGACCACCCUCUGAUAUGGGAAGGCCACGCCAGCCUGGUGCGGGAGCUGAAGGCAGCCCUGGGGAGCCCUCCGGGGGCCCUGGUGCUGGCGGUGGGGGGUGGGGGGCUCCUGGCCGGGGUGUCAGCAGGCCUGGCGGAGGUGGGCUGGCAGCACGUGCCCAUUGUCGCCGUGGAGACCCGCGGGGCCCACUGUUUCCACGCGGCGGUGGAGGCAGGCAGGCUGGUCACGCUGUCCAACAUCACCAGCGUGGCCAAGUGCCUGGGUGCCAAGACAGUGGCUGCGAGGGCCCUGGAGUGCACGCAGGAGUUCAAGGUCCUGUCUGCGGUGGUGGAAGACAGCGAGGCAGUGAAGGCCGUGCAGCGGUUCCUCGAUGACGAACGCAUGCUGGUGGAGCCUGCCUGCGGGGCAGCCUUAGCUGCCGUCUACUCGGGCCUCCUGGGGCGGCUCCAGGCUGAGGGCCGCCUGGGCCCCUCCCUGGCCUCCGUGGUGGUCAUUGUGUGCGGAGGAAACAGCAUCAGCAGCCAGGAGCUGCAGGCUCUGAAAGCCCAGCUGGGCCUGGGCUGA